UUUCUGUUCUUCUUUUUGAUAGUUGGAAAUUUGCUUCGAUUACCAAGAGGUUUCCGCUAUACCCAGGAUUCAGUGAAAAUAGUGGGAUCACCAACUUUUCCAGUGAAGGUGUACGUCCCGCUCCAUCGGAAGAGCCCGCACGUGUUGUGUGUCACGCAGCAACUCCGGAAUUCCGAGCUGGUGGACCCGUCGUUCCAGUGGCACGGGCCGAAGGGGAAAAUUGUUUCAGAGAACAGCACCACGCAGAUCACAUCCACGGGGAGCCUGGUGUUCCAGAACUUCGAGGAGAGCAUGAGCGGCGUGUACACGUGUUUCCUGCAGUACAAGCCGACUGUGGAGGCGGUGGUCAGAAAGCUGCCGCUGAAGUACGUCAUCUACGCUUACCGGGAGCCCCAUAGCUACUACCAGUUCACGGCCCGGUACCACGCGGCCCCCUGCAAUAGUAUUUAUAACAUUUCUUUUGAGAAGAAACUGCUUCAGCUUUUAAGCAAAUUGGUUCUUGAACUUUCCUGUGAAGUGUCCCUGCUGAAGUCUGAGUGCCAUCGCGUUAAGAUGCAAAGAGCUGGUCUGCAAAAUGAGCUGUUCUUCACGUUUUCAGUUUCCUCUGUAGACACUGACAAAGGACCCAAGCCAUGUACAGGCCAUAAUUGUGAAUCUUCCAAAAGACUAGCUAAGGCUAAAAGCCUCAUAGAGAGAUUUUUCAGUCAGCAAGUGGAAGUGGUGGGCAGACGCGCAGAAUCCCUGCCUGAGAUUUACCACAUCGAAGGCACUUUCCAGAUGGUGUGGAUGAACCGCUGCUUCCCCGGGUUCGGGAUAAACGUCCUGAAACACCCGAAGUGUCCUGAGUGCUGUGUGAUCUGCAGCCCUGGAUCUUACAACCCCCGGGACGGCACGCACUGCCUGCAGUGCAACGGCAGCCUGGUGUUCGGAGCGAAAGCGUGCUUGUAGGCCACUAUUCUGAGCUCUUCCGUGAUUUGUCACACACAAAAGUGUAUUUUUGAAAUAUUAAAAUGUCAUAAAUUACUAUUAUGCCAACAUUAAAUGUAUCAGAUUUUACCAAAAAA
Molecule: messenger RNA, 1064 nt
Organism: Vicugna pacos (alpaca)
Lineage: Eukaryota; Metazoa; Chordata; Mammalia; Artiodactyla; Camelidae
Source: RefSeq, a predicted model, not a curated record